Acanthosepion pharaonis is the source of this 687-nucleotide messenger RNA. The record is from the annotation of a GenBank genome assembly. Lineage: Eukaryota; Metazoa; Mollusca; Cephalopoda; Sepiida; Sepiidae.
AUGUCUGUCCAUAUCUAUCUAUCUAAGUCUGUUCAUAUCUAUCUAUCUAUCUAUCUAUCUAUCUAUCUAUCUAUCUAUCUAAGUCUGUUCAUAUCUAUCUAUCUAUCUAUCUAUCUAUCUCAGUCUGCUGUUUCCAUCUAUCUAUCUAUCUAUCUAUCUAUGUCAGGCUAUUCUUAUCUAUCUAUCUAUCUAUCUAUCUAUCUAUCUAUCUAUCUAUCUAUAUAUAUAUAUAUAGUGUCACUCUCUCACAGACGCGCCGUCAUCUCUCUCUGUCUUUUUUACAAAUACUUUCAUGGCUGUUUCUAUCUAUCUAUCUAUCUAUCUAUCUAUCUAUCUAUCUAUCUCAGUUUGUUCAUAUCUAUCUAUCUAUCUAUCUAUCUAUCAGUCUAUUCAUAUCUAUCUAUCUAUCUAUCUCAGUUUGUUCAUAUCUAUCUAUCUAUCUAUCUAUCUAUCUAUCUAUCUAUCUAUCUAUCUAUCUCAUUAUUUGGCUCGCCCAAAUGGGAAAAACCUGCCAUUUUGUCUCUCAACUCCACGAUACACGGGGAUGACAUAUACGUAUGUGCCUCUCUCCGCCGAAACGCUGUCAUUCUGUUGAUUCAUGCAGCGCUCUCUCUGGAUCAGCUAACCAGAAUAAGUCAUCUCUCCCUCGUCCCCUGCUGGCCAAACGUCAAUGUUUAUAUUAUAUAA